AUGGCCAGCCCCUUUCGUCUAAUUCGCCCUGCAGGAACCUUGGCCCGGACCCAGGGCUCAUCCUUCCUAGGACCCUCUUCAAUCCUCCAUUCCUCUUCAUUCUCCAACGGUCGCUCUGUCACCUUCACGUCUUCCUUCGAGGCUAAGCGCGCUUUCUCUGGCUCAGCAUUCAGGAACGGUAGCAACAACAGCAACAACGGCAACAAUUCAUCCAAUUCCAAGGAUAUCGUCAACAAGAGCCAGGCACAGCUCACCGAGGAGGAGAGUGCAAGGACGCUUGCAGCAGCGGCCGAGAGAAAGCGUUUGGAGGCUCAGGAUGUUGCCCUGAAGGAAAUCUUGGACAGCGCGGCAGCCGAGAAGAAGAAGCUGGAGGAAGAGGCCCGAAAUAUUGCAGAAGAGAAGGCUCGCCAGGCGGCCAAGGAGGCUGCAGAGGCUGAAGCUGCGCGAUUGGCUAAGGUUAAGGCGGACGCCCAGGCAAACGAAGCAGGACGGGCAGCAGCCGCGGCGGAAAAACAGUCAGCGGAACAACGUCUGCAGGCAGAGCGAGCCCAGGCCGCCCGGGCUCAAGCCGAUUCCGUUGCAGCACAAUCAUCAGCCAGUCGGGAAAGCAUUGUAGGAUCAAAAGACGUCGGCAAGGAGGCGUCAUCGGCCAAACUUUCAGCCAGUUCCAUCGCCGGCGCGUUGAACGGCUCGGCUACACAGAAGGGAGAGUCAGUAACGACGGUCAGUGAGAGCACAUCUGCAUCUGAACUCAAGGACGACCCUUUGGAGCAGUUGAAAUCGAGGUUGUUGCCCUACAAGCAGUCCUUGUCAUCGUCGAGCGAUCAAUUGCGAUCCAAUGUCUCUGCCGGUCUGAGGGACCUUUCCGACUCCAUCAAGAGGAAGGAUUACAAGGAGACCAUCGCCCAGCUGUCGGAGCAUCUCAACAACUUUACGGGGUACAACUCCAUCAACGAGUUGAAGCACAAGGUUACAACUCAUGGUUCUCAACUGGACGAUGCGCGUGCCAAACUGGCACGGGUAAAGCAGGCGUACGAGGAUGCUAUCGGGACCCGCUCGGACACACAAAAGGCCAUCAACGAUCUGCUGCAGCGCAAGCACCUGUGGUCACCCAACGAUGUGAUCCGCUUCACGGACCUCUACCGCUCCGAGCACGCCAACGAGCAGGCCGAGCUGAAGAGCAAGCAGGAAUACAAGCAGGCCGAAGCCAAUGUCGAGGAAAAGUCGAGGAGAUUGACGACCAUCAUCAUGGAGCGUUAUCACGAGGAGCAGGUUUGGAGCGACAAGAUCCGAGCAGCGAGUACAUAUGGAACAUGGGGUCUUAUCGGGAUGAACAUUAUGGCCUUUUUGAUGGUCCAGGGCUUUGUCGAACCAAGGAGACGCCGCAAGCAGGUUGAGCGCUAUGAGGAGUUGGUCCAGGACUUGACGGAGCGUGGUGUCUUGCCUGAGAAAACGGCCACUCUUCCAUCGAGUGGCGCCUCGCCUGCUGCUAUCGCACAGGCGAAUGACUCUACUGACCCUGAGGACAACAGAGAGGUCACCCCGGUUGCUGUUGGAGGAGCAUUGCUUGGGGGAGAGGAUGUGCUUUUUAAGAUGAUCCAGAGCGCAGAGCGUCAAGAGGAACGGUUGGAUCGCAUGGAGCACUUGCUGCGUCAGCAGAUCCCUGGAGCCUUGGAGAAGAAUGAAUCAGAGGAGACCGAGGAGGCUGGUGAAUUCGUUGUUGCAGAGGAUGGCACGAUUAUCUUUGUGGCAAACGAAAAUACUGGCUUGGUAGAUAUGGGCGAGUCCUGGGGCGAAGAGCUGAUGAGGGGCUCGAUCAGCGAGGGCAAGUCAAGCUCGAUUGUUAUUCACCCUGGCAGCCGGUUCUCGAGAGUCCUGAAGGACGGUGAUGUUGAGGUGGUAGCGACCCGCCGUGACUUUUUGUUGAGCGGCUUGGGCGGAGCUAUUAUUGGAGGAUUGGUGACCCUGGCAGUGAUGAUGAACCGGUAG
Linnemannia hyalina is the source of this 1989-nucleotide messenger RNA. The record is from the annotation of a GenBank genome assembly. NCBI's taxonomy places the organism in Eukaryota, Fungi, Mortierellomycota, Mortierellomycetes, Mortierellales, Mortierellaceae.